Formica exsecta is the source of this 2224-nucleotide messenger RNA. RefSeq names its product alpha-tocopherol transfer protein-like. Gene Ontology annotation, cellular component: membrane. The record is from RefSeq and is a predicted model, not a curated record. The coding region runs from base 240 to 1100 and encodes 286 amino acids. The transcript is spliced from 5 exons. NCBI's taxonomy places the organism in Eukaryota, Metazoa, Arthropoda, Insecta, Hymenoptera, Formicidae. Gene Ontology annotation, molecular function: phosphatidylinositol bisphosphate binding.
UAUAUAUGAGAAAUUGGUGCGGAGAACCAAUGCUUGCUGGAAGAUACAAAUCGGACUUGUGGACUUUGAGCGGUCAAAGAUCGCCUCGGCGCAAGAGGUACUUUUGUUCUCAUCGUGGUGGUGCAGCAGAUAAACCUCGGUUGUCCUGACAGGAGGAACGCUUACUCGACUCAGUUAGUUCGAGAAUUGCUCUAGAGGAAGCAGAAUCAUUGAGAAGACAGAUAGAAAACCGAUUGAAGAUGUCUUUUACUUUGUUAAUGGGUCCACCCGGGCCCGAAGCUAGGGCUCUGGCCGAGAAAGAGCUCAGGGAAACCGAGGAGAACGUGAAGAACGGCAUCGAGACCCUGAAAAAAUAUAUUGAAGAGGAUAAAACCAUCCAUUACUGCACCGACGAUGACUUUCUCUUGAUCUUUCUCCGACCAUGCAAGUUUUAUCCGCAGAGCGCGUUUGAUCUCAUGAAACGCGUCGCGGAUUUCAGGAACAAGCAUGCAGCUCUGUUCUAUGAUCUGAUACCAAGUGAUGAAAGAGAUGCCAUCAUGAAUCAUGACGUCAUUAAUGUUUUGAAAACUACAGAUCAUAAAAAUCGCAGGGUGAUGAUAAUGCAAGUCGGCAAAACUUGGGACCCAUCUAAGGUCACGAGCGAUCAAAUAUUGAGAUUGUUAUAUAUAGUACAUUUGUUAGCCAUACAGGAGCAAGAAACGCAGAUAUUUGGAGGCGUCGUCAUAAUGGAUUUCGACGGUCUCUCCAUGAAACAGAUCAAGGGAAUGCCACCAAGCUUUAGUAUAAAACUUCUCAGUUUUAUUCAAGACGCAAUGCCAUUGCGUUUAAAAGAAGUUCAUUUUGUGAAACAACCGUUUCUGUUUAACAUGGUAUGGACAAUGUUUAAGCCAUUUGUUAAGGAAAAGCUGAGGAAACGCAUGUUUUUUCACGGUAACAAUAUGUCCUCGCUUCACACUCACAUCCCUGUAAGCCAUCUACCAAAAAAUUAUGGCGGUGAUUUGCCUGAAAUAGAUUACAACGGUGCCGAUUGGUACCCAACGAUGUUAGCAGCCGAAGAUAAAAUCAAAGAGUGGAACACGUACGGAUACACCAAAAAAUAAGCUAAAUUUUUAACAGAUGGUCAUCCUCUAACAUGAUAUUAUUAAAUACUUUUUAAAUUUUGGAAGAUAUAUCAUAUUUUACAUGCGACACAUAUUUUUGUAUUUAAGCUGACGUAUUAUACGUAUAUAUUUUAUAUACAGUGGUAAUUUAUAGAAACAUUUCGACACACAGACUAACAUAAAAAUAAUAAUUCAGGAUUAACCCGUUACAAUAUUUCACAAAUUAAAAUAAAUAUUUUAUUUUGUAUUUUAUGAAUACGAAAAAGAAAAAGAUAUAAAAUAUUGACACUUAAAAGUAAAUUGUUGCUUGAUAUUCGUAAAAGCACUUUCUUCUUACAUUAAAACAGAUUUAGAUUCUAUAUAUAAUAGACAAAAUAGACAAAAAUAUCAAACAUAUCGAAAUCUUUUACAUGUCGAGAUGUCCUAAAUUACAAUACAUGAAAUUUUUAAAUAAUUAAAUUAUUAAAAUAUAUUUUAAAUAAAAACAUUAUAUAUUCGUACGAUUCGCGUCAACAAUGCUAUUAAUUGUAGAUAAAGAUUUUUCGUAAAGGAAUUAACUUUAUAUUGCAUUUACAGGGAAAAUUGAUUCGUAAUUUCAAAGUUUUUUCUAUUAUACGUUAGCGCAUAUAUUAGUUAUCAUAGUAUGAUAUUUAUCAUACGUCACAUUCAUUGCCAUGUGAUAUGAUUAUAAUGCUCAGUCAGAAGCCAUUAAUGCCAUUCGGUGCAUCCAUAUUUGCAAAAAGUAUUUAUCCCACUAAAAAAGUCUCACAAAGCUAAAAAAAGAUUAUAUACUUGGCGUCGCGACGCUGCUGCGUCGCUUGAUGACAUGCGAUUUUUAUGAAUUUCUUUUUUAUUCUUUUACAAAAUAAAAUGAUUGAACUAUAUUAUUGUACUAUAACUAAGUGCGAAAAGUGCUUCUUAAAUGUUACAGAAAGAGAGAGAGAGAGAGAGAGAGAGGGAGAUAAAGAGAGAAAAAUAUAUUUGAUUGUUAAGUAUAUAUAGAAAUACUGAACGGUAUUAAAGCUUCCGAGUACUUUAUAAAUACAUAUAUGUAUCAUAUCGCAAUAUAUAAUCUAAUCAUUAAUGUGAAUAAAAAGAAUAAAAAUAUUUUUAUUACUAAACAA